Messenger RNA from Mucor mucedo, 3369 nucleotides. RefSeq names its product Nup133 N terminal like-domain-containing protein. The record is from RefSeq and is a predicted model, not a curated record. The transcript is spliced from 11 exons. The coding region runs from base 26 to 3292 and encodes 1088 amino acids. Gene Ontology annotation, molecular function: structural constituent of nuclear pore. Gene Ontology annotation, biological process: transcription-dependent tethering of RNA polymerase II gene DNA at nuclear periphery; RNA export from nucleus; protein localization to nuclear inner membrane. NCBI's taxonomy places the organism in Eukaryota, Fungi, Mucoromycota, Mucoromycetes, Mucorales, Mucoraceae. Gene Ontology annotation, cellular component: nuclear pore; nuclear pore inner ring.
GUUUAUAUAAAAUUGUAUAUUCAAAAUGCAAGCUUCUGCUACUCCCAAUAGUGUUCGACCACAAUUUAAUGAUAUGGAGAAUCUUGUCAAUGCUGGAAAAGCUGUAGAAACUGUUAUUAUGCAGGACGAGAUAUAUCCUGAUCUAGGCGACGUAUUGACCGGUGGCACUUCGGAUUCUUACAUCAAACCUCUUUCGAGCCCGGCAGAGGAAUUUUCUGAAUCGCAUCGUGUCCCAAUUCCUCAAUCAAUUCAAACACAAAUGGGCGGCCUACAAUUUCGCUGUUUUAUGGGCCUAUUUCCAGAGAUUGGAAGGGCUUGGCUUACCAUAGACCAUCGUCUAUUCAUUUGGAAUUACACAAACCCUAGACAGAUUUUUGAAUAUAAAGACCAAGAUCAAAUCAUUGUGGGUGUCGCUAUUAUUAAACCUAAACCUGGUAUUUUUGGAGAUAAAAUUCAUCACAUUCUUGUACUGUCAACUCCCCUCCAAAUCAUCCUUCUUGGUUUGCAUGUCUCGCUUGAUGAUUUAAAGCUCUUUGUUCUUGAUAUGACUGUGCCAGCAGACGAUAUUCAAAUGAGAGUGAUUAAAGGGACUGAUGAUGGUAGAAUUUUUAUGAUUGGUAAUGACGCCAAUGUGUACGAGUUUAUUUAUAAUGCUCCCGGGAGUCUAUUCACUAGCAAAUGUUACAUUGUAUGCAGAACGACACCAUCAUAUAUGAAGUAUGUUCCACAUUUUAUGAGUAAUGUGGGACGUGCUUCCAACAAAGCAUUGGCAGUAGACAACGAACGCAAGGUUUUAUAUUUGAUGGAUGAAACUUCUGUUGAGGCAAUUCAUCUGGGUAAUAAUAGCAACGAAUACAGAUCCAUUGCCAAAAACAUCAAUAUUGUCGAAAGUGCCCUACAAAUAUGCCGUCAGUACUCCAGAUCUUAUAAUGUCGAUGCUUUCCGGUUAGAAUCAAUCCACGUUAUUUCCGAAGCAGAAUCGAAGCGAAUUCACCUCAUGGUUAUGACAUCGGCUGGAUUUAGGCUGUACUUUAGUCUUUAUAAAGAUGGCUUCAGAAAUACUAUCACUCCUUCCUCAUAUGUUCCAAAUGCUUUAGAGUUGGGACACGUUCGUCUUCCUCCUCCUGCUGAUGUUUUGACUGCACCUCUCAGACUUCGCAAAACCUAUUAUGACUGUGGAAUUUGUUUAAGUGUUAACCAUAUAGACGAAGCCCGUGAUAUGAUCACUGUUACUAGUGUAGCACCCAGUAUUACCCCUCCUUCACAGCCAUCCAGUUAUCCACUUAUUAGCGCAGUUCCCAACCGACCCGUCUAUGUCGAAACUUUCGAUACGGUCAUACCUCGUUCAAAAGCUUGGGAGAUCACCGAAACGAAGCCAGAGAUGCGUGGGAAACACCCCAUGAAAGAGAUUGCACAGCAGCUGUCUCAACCAGCCAGACAAUUUAUAGCCAUGACAACUGAGGACCUUGUGUUUUAUAGCAAGUUAAGACCUGUAGACGUACUGCUAAAAACUUUGGAUAAAUCAGGAAGAUUACCUAUGGAUGAGCAAAAAGAUUACCAAGCGUUCUUUGAGAGGUAUGGUAAAACCGAAUCAUGUGCUAUGUGUCUUUCAGUGAUCUGUAACACCGAAGUCCAAAGCACUGUGGCAAAGGCUACAACUGUGUUUUUCGAAUAUGGAGGUGCCCCUACCACUAUCAAUACUAUGCAAGCAGUUGGGAACCAUCUAGGCCAAAUUAUGGGAAGUACAGGUGUUACUUUUAGUGGGAGACACGAUGGAUUUCUUUUAUACUUUUCACGUAUGAUUGCGCCUAUUUGGAACUUGAAAGUGUUCGUUAACUGUGAUCCUACAAACCCCCAGUCUAGAGUGCGCUUUGCUCAAGCACAGACCACCUUGUAUGAUUCCAGGGCUAACUUGCAAAGAUUGAAGGCAUUUAUGGAUAAAAACUCGAAGUUCCAUGAUAGCGCCAAUAUUUCCGAUCCCAAAUUUCAAGCUACAGAUCGUACACAACUUGAAUUAGAUUUAGCCGAACAAAAAUCUGUCCAUGAAUUAUACCUGUUGUUAGCACAAUGCAUUGAUGUUGUAUUUUUUGUUGAGUUUCUUUUAGAUUCUUACUUGGAAACUAUUAUAACAAAAGAUACACCGGCUGAUAAUCUUCAAGCCUUGUUUGAUCUCGAUAUUAAAACAAUUCUCACUACAUCUGAAGGCAGAGGUCUAGCUAGUGACCUGGUAGUCGCGAUUAUCGGAAAAUAUGGUGCUCCUGGAUCGCAUGCUAGCUUCAAUGUAGUCAGCCAUGAAUUACAAAGACGAUGCAGUUCUUACUUCGGGGCCAAUGAUAUUUUAUUCUUUCAGGGUAUGGAACACCUAGGACGUUCCAUAUGCGCAGAGACAGAAUACGACAGAAUGUUUUCUAUAAAGGAAUCGUUGAAGCACUUCAGCAAGGCAGCUAGCAGCAUCCCCGAAGACAAGUUGAAAGCUAUAUGUCAAGUAUAUGUACGUUUUGCGUUCCAUAUAGGCGUAGUCCAAUUAUCACUUUCCCGUGCACAGAUGUUAGAUCCAGACAACCUUGCACUUGUAGCAUUCGAAUCGCCACAAAAAUCCAAUGAACUUCAAAGCAAUUUAUACAAAGCACGUCUAUCCGCAUACGAUUUUGCUCUCGAAGCUCUUAGCGAUGCUCAUCGUCUUAAAUAUCAACCUUUACCAGCCGGCCGUUCACCUAUAGGCGACCCCAAUGUAUAUUCCAGAAUGGUUACCGAUGCGGCUUUAGAAAGUAAAGAUGCGAUAUUUCAUUUCAGACUUUACUCAUGGUUUAUCGAGAACAACCUGAGAGACGAGUUAUUGAUUAUCGAUACACCCUUUUUGGUUCCCUACUUUAAAGAAUACGUUAAAGAUGAUGUAAGCUCUUGGGAAUUCUUAUGGAAAUAUUAUAGAAGUCAUGGUCAGUACUUUAAAGCAGCAGUGUACUUGCGCUUAUUGGCUUUUUCUGAGUCGCCGAGCAUUUCGCUUUCUCGACGUGUCGAAUUCUUGGCAUUGGCGGGUAUCAAUAUCCAAGUAACCUACGAAGAUAACACAGUCUCGCCAGGGGAUGUUGCCUUAUUCCGUCAAGAACUCGAGAAAAAUAUUAAAAACAGUCAACUUCAAAAACGCGUCCAGGAUAUUUUGAGAAGCACCGACGAUGUAGAAGCACAAGUGACGGCCGAUAAUUUAGAUAAGAUGUUAUUAAGUGAAAAUGAUCUAAAGGAUUGCAUAUCAAAUUUCCAUGUGUUAUCCAUCCAUUUGUCACAAAAUAUCUAGUUGGGAAAAAUCCCGAAAUAUCAUUCCACAUAUCAAUACAAUAAAAUGUUUAAUAGCUUGUUUUUAUUAUUUACUGC